GAAAGUACGAAGAAGCCGAAGCCAUACACCGGCGGACGUUACAAGACCGAGAGAAGGUGCUAGGGCCAGAACAUCCAGACACGCUCACCAGCGUCAGCAACCUUGGUUCAGUCCUUGAAAGCCAGGGCAAGUACGAAGAGGCUGAAGCUAU
Molecule: messenger RNA, 151 nt
Organism: Penicillium egyptiacum
Lineage: Eukaryota; Fungi; Ascomycota; Eurotiomycetes; Eurotiales; Aspergillaceae
Source: the annotation of a GenBank genome assembly